Molecule: messenger RNA, 829 nt
Organism: Gilbertella persicaria
Lineage: Eukaryota; Fungi; Mucoromycota; Mucoromycetes; Mucorales; Choanephoraceae
Exons: 1
Coding region: 172-759 (195 amino acids)
Source: RefSeq, a predicted model, not a curated record
AAGCAUACACGAAAAGGACAUUAAUAACACUUGAAUUAGAUUAACAGAUGAUGCGAUUGAAGAAAAAGUACAAGCAUUAAGAGAAAAAUUAUUGGCUGAUCUGGAAAAGAUGGAACCUGUAGAUGCUAGAAAGUAAGUUGUAUUUAUACUCUGCCAUCCUUUAUCCUUAACAUGACUAGUUUCAAGGAGUACGAAACGCAUCAAUUACAAGCAGCUAAAGAAAAAGACAACGAAAAAUUCAAAAAGGCCUUGAGGAUCAACAAAGAAUACGUAGAAGGUGCUGCUUUUGAUCGUGAACUGCAAGCCAAAUUAAGAGAUGAAAGAAAGGCUCGUAAAGACGCAGAAAUUGAAGCACGUUAUGAAAGACAAGAAAAGAUGGAAAAAGAAAGACGUAGACGUUACAGAGAUCAAGAAGAAGAUGAAGACAGAGGACGCACGAGAAAGAGAAGACGUAGCCCUUCUCCUCGUAGAAUACGUAAGAGACGUUACAGUAGUUCCAGAAGUCCUUCCAGCAGCUCUUCAAGAAGCUCUUCAAGAAGCUCUUCAAGAAGUCCUUCAAGAAACUCUUCAAGAGGUAGAAGUGUCUCAAGAAGAAGAAGUCCUUCAAGAGGAAGAAGAGACUCAAGAAGUCCUUCUUCAAGCAGCAUAGGUUCUUCAAGAAGUCGUUCUUCAAGAGGAAGCUCUAGCACAAGUCGUAGUCGAUCUGUUUCUCGUCAUAGAAGACGUAGCUAUAAUCGCUCAAGAAGUUACAGUCGUUAAAUAAAGUUUAUUUUGUUUUACCAACGCACCCAAGUGGUUCUAAAUUGAUCUGCAAAUGAUCUCAUCUGGC